Phascolarctos cinereus (koala) is the source of this 906-nucleotide messenger RNA. Lineage: Eukaryota; Metazoa; Chordata; Mammalia; Diprotodontia; Phascolarctidae. The record is from RefSeq and is a predicted model, not a curated record.
UGAGGCUGCCCAACAAUGGUGAGAGGGUGGGAGGUGGGGGGGUGGCUCCUUGGGUCGCUCGGGCCCCCACCCCCACCGCCUCCCGAGGCCGCCGCUGGCCCUGGCCCCGAUCUCCGAGCCGCGCUGCUCCCGCCUGCCCUCCUUCGCGCUCACUCCACGCUCCUUGCAGCCGCCUCCUCCUCCUCCUCGUCUUCACUCCGGUCCCCUGUGCUCACAAUCAACGGCAGUGGUGGCUUCUCCUCCGCCUCCGUCGGCGGGCCGGACGCUCGGCGGGUUUGCUCUGAUGUCAACCGGGCGGAGGAGGAGUUUGUGCGGCCGCAGGAGGGGAGAGGAGAGGAGGGAGGAGAGAGUGAGAGAAGAGAGGAGAGGGGAGGGCAGAGGCGGGGCGCGGAGGAACCCCUACAGAGCCUUAAGCGGGGAGUGGGUACAGGAGGGAUGCGCAGCGAGAGCCGAAGACCUCUAAAGAUGAAAGGCGAAUAGACUGGGGGCGAAAGAGAGGGGCGGCUGCCUCUCCAAAUCGUGGACCGGGCAGCUCUGCUUGCAGUUGGAGCUCCUGAAGCUCAGACAAAGGGGAAGAGACUUGUCCAAGGUCGCACAGGUGGAUACCGAGGAGAGAUAGGAGAACAAAGAAGGAACAUAAAACCCAGUGGAAGAGAGAGGAUCCAGAAGAUGAUUAACAUUGUCAAAUGCAAGCGUCAAGAAGAAUGAGGACUGGAGAAAGGACAGAACACCACAAGGAUCGUGCUCUUACUAUGACCUUCCCACAGGUUUCCCCUCCUAUCCUCCUCCUACACAGCUGCCCCUGACUCUUCUUACUGAUGGUGCCACCAAGCCCUUCCCCCUACCACUAUUCUCAGAUUCCCCCCUCCCCGCCCCCAUGGUCUCCCUUCACUCCUUGCCUCCCAA